Molecule: messenger RNA, 769 nt
Organism: Aspergillus piperis CBS 112811
Lineage: Eukaryota; Fungi; Ascomycota; Eurotiomycetes; Eurotiales; Aspergillaceae
Product: cysteine hydrolase
Exons: 2
Coding region: 146-769 (207 amino acids)
Source: RefSeq, a predicted model, not a curated record
CAUGAACUCCGGUAGGCGUAAUCCACCAAAUACCCCGUACUAUGGAAGACCCUAUCGGAGUUGAGCCAAGUAUAAAGGUAUCUGCACUCCGUCAAUCGCACCUCAACUCUAUAACUAUCAACCUCGCAUUUUCUAUCAAGACACCAUGGCUUCAGCCGACAACAAAGUCGACUUCGGCAAGAACUAUGCCAUCCUCAAUCUUGAUUGGAUGGCCCUUCUUCUGAACGCGGUUGAAGGGACACCGGAAGGCAAAUCGCUCAUUGCCAAUUACUCUCGAUGGAACGACGCUGUUCAUGAGAAGACUGAUCGGCCCCUUGUCGUCUUUACCACUUUGCAAUUCAACCCUGGGCAACCAGACCUGCAACCCAACACACCUUUUUCAAAACUCAUUGAACCAUUCGGUACCUUUGAAACCGGCACCCCUGGUGUCGAGAUUGACCCCCGUUUCACGGUUGAUGAGAGGGAUGUCGUGCUUCGAAAGACCAGGUGGUCUGCUACUACUGGAAACAACUUGGAGCAAAUAUUGAGAGCCCAAGGUAUCGAUACUGUUGUCAUCUCUGGAUUGAGCUUGUCUGGUGUCGUGAUGGCCACAGUUUACCGAUUAUUUGACUUGGAUUACAAGAUUUUUGUCAUCUCAGAUAACGUUUUAGAACUUCCGCCAAACCAACAUACGGAGUUCUCUAAAACUAUGCUGGAGACUCUUCUGCCCAAGAUGAACCUUCAGGCAAUCACACUUGAGCAGGCCCUUCAGGCCCUGGAUCAUUCUUAG